Anopheles merus is the source of this 1012-nucleotide messenger RNA. It is a transcript of the gene Rab19, whose product is annotated as ras-related protein Rab-43. The record is from RefSeq and is a predicted model, not a curated record. The transcript is spliced from 5 exons. Gene Ontology annotation, molecular function: GTP binding; GTPase activity. The coding region runs from base 169 to 831 and encodes 220 amino acids. Gene Ontology annotation, cellular component: trans-Golgi network. NCBI's taxonomy places the organism in Eukaryota, Metazoa, Arthropoda, Insecta, Diptera, Culicidae.
CUGUAUUGCUCUUGCUCGUCUCAAAUUCAUAACAAUACACAAAGGAAGCAAGCAGCAGCAGCGCGUUUCUGCGAGUGUUACUUUAGGGAGUAAUUAUUAAUUAGAAUUUGGUGAUUCAUUCUUCAGCAGCAGUCGAUUUUUUCCCCCCGACACAGAACGCAAGCAAAAAUGUCCGCCUCAGGUCCAACCUCGUUGAUAUCGACGGGCGGUGAUGAAUCGUUUGAUUUUCUGUUCAAAAUCGUCCUCAUCGGAGACUGUGGCACCGGCAAGACCUGCAUCGUGCAGCGCUUCAAAUCGGGCAACUUUAUCGAAAGCCACGGCAACACGAUCGGGGUCGACUUUUCGAUGAAAGCGGUCUCGGUGGAUGGGAAGAAGGUGAAGCUACAGAUAUGGGACACGGCCGGGCAGGAGCGGUUCCGGACCAUCACGCAGAGCUAUUACCGAUCGGCUAACGGUGUUUUAAUUGUGUACGACAUCACCAAACGGUCGACCUUCCUCAGCCUGCAGCGAUGGAUCGACGAGGUGCGCCGGUAUACCGCCUCCAAUGUGAUGAUCUUCGUGAUAGGCAAUAAAUCCGACUUGGACGAGGAGCGGGAGGUGGAGUUUUCCGAAGCCGAAAACCUUUGCCAGUAUAUCCCGGAGGUGAUGUUCGUGAUGGAAACGUCCGCCAAAGACAAUCGCUGCGUGGACGACGCAUUGAUGACGCUAGCAACGGAACUAAAGCGGCGCCACGAUGGCUUGAAUGCGGCCGAAGAGGAGGAAGGCAUCACGCUCGGUCAGAGCAAAAGCUUAUCAACCAAUACGUGCAACUCGCUGUGCAAUUUAACGUGAAGCGGUGCACCGAGCGUUUUAGCUACUGCUGAUGAUACCUGGCCAAAGCGUAAAAGGACCACUUGCGAACGCGACUGUUGAACAGUUCUAAUUUGUAAACGACUUAUUGCCCUCUCCCCAUUAGCACAAGCCCGAUCGGUUUGCGGUACGCCACGGUUCAAAUGCCAUCUUUCUAAGCAAU